This is a messenger RNA of Lodderomyces orthopsilosis Co 90-125, 1944 nucleotides long. It is a transcript of the gene DSL1, whose product is annotated as Dsl1p. The transcript has a single exon. NCBI's taxonomy places the organism in Eukaryota, Fungi, Ascomycota, Pichiomycetes, Serinales, Debaryomycetaceae. The coding region runs from base 1 to 1944 and encodes 647 amino acids. The record is from RefSeq and is a predicted model, not a curated record.
AUGACAUCUACUGAAUUGAGGAUCAUAGAAGAAGAACAGAAGAUCAAUAAGAUUAAUGAAGAGAUAAGACUGUUGGAACUGCAAAUAAGUAAUGAUUAUCUUGAACCUAUGCUAGCAAAACAAGAACAAUUCCAAUUGAUUAAGCAUCAUGAACACGGUGAUAAUUCAGCAGAAGGUUUACGACAUUUGUCAAUAACACAGUUGAACAACAAAUCAGAAGCCAUUAAUCAACAGAUUCAAGAAUUGACAAAAUUAAACACAUUCAAGACCAAUUUGGAAGAGAUUGAACAAUUGCUAUCAAAUUUACGAUUAUCUAUCAACUCAUUACUUGAUUUGCAACAUCUAAGUCACUUGUUUAAACAGAUUCAGGAUAUACCAUCCACAAAUUAUAUGAUUUACAAACAAAUAAUUCGAAAGGUUGCUUCAUUACAUAUUACAUUUGUUGAUCACUUGAACAAGUACUUAAAAUUGAUUCUUCCUGAUGAGUUUACCAUACUUCAUGCUUCAAUAAUUGGUGAUUUUAAUCAGUUUAUCACUAAGAAUGGAUAUAAUUUGAGUAUUUAUGCUGAUUAUAGAACUAAAUGGGAUGAGCUAAUUGAUCGGCUUUUCAGCAUCUGCGAAGUUAAAAUAGUUAAAGACGAAGAAGAAGAGACGGAGAUAAAGGAAGUAGAAGGAACUGAUUUCAUUACAUCAUUAAUCAACUUUGUUACUUUCAUCAAUAGGAUUAAUCAUGCACCAAUCAAAAAUUAUCUAAAUUCUAAAAUAUCUAAGCUAGUUGCUGGGCAAUUGUUUAAAAACGUUGAAGAAAUCAUUGACAAUCAAGAACAAAUCAAACAAUUGAAUGAAUUGAUGAAGCUUUGUGAGGAGACCAAUUGGAAUUUCUUGAAUAAGAUUGAAGGAAGUGGAACAAUAGAAGAGAGAUUAAAUAAAUUACAUUUGGAUCGGAUUAUAGAUGAUUAUGUUGGUAAAAUUAAACAUGUGCUCAAUGCAUCCUCGUUUGCGGAAUUGAAGGAUAUUGAUGAAGUAGUGGAGAAGCGGGGGGAGACGAAAACAAGUAAUGAUACUGAUUGGGAUGAAAGUUGGGAUGAUGGAUGGGAUGAGGAGGAGGAAGAAACAAAGGAUCCGCAAGAGUCAAAAAAUAUUGGUGAUUCUCAAAAACAAGAUAAAAUCAAGGUAUCUCAAGUCCCAGAGGAUUUGGAACAGUUAUUUAAACAAUUUUCAGCAUAUUCCAAUGACAUUUGGUACUUGACCACCACCAUCAAAGCACUUGCAUUAGUUCAGUAUCCAUCGUUAACAUUUUCAUUUGUCAUGUAUAAUGAUUUCAUAAAACUAUCGCAAAUUACCGGUGAUGAGUCAUUGGUUUCCUUCAUGAACAGUAAUUGGAACCAAAUUAUGUUGGGAUUUAUUCAAGAGUUAAAGACUCUAAUUUCAACAUUGGAUUUAGAAUCUGAGGUCAAUAUGGAAGAUGAGAUUCUAGAUGAUUACAAUUUAAAUCAAUUGAGCUUAAUAUAUAAAUGGUUUCAAGAUUUAUUCGAAACUAAGCAAUUUCGUCAAACUAACUUCAAAAAAUUUCAACAAUUGGUUAUUGAGUUGAUUGAUUUUGCCAACAACUGGAUAUUACAAUUAAUAUUCACAAUUGAAGAUAUAAGUGAAAAUCAAUGUAUCUUGUACAGUCUCCUUAUUGAAAAUUUAAACAACAUCACAAUACCCAUCUUGGGAGAAAUCGGAGUAUCCAAAGAUUCAAUUGACUCUUUCAACAAGUCAAAUAAUGUCAAAUUCCUAUUGAAUAAUCAUUUGAAAGAUAUAAUGGAUCGAUUCUAUCAAGGUGAAUUAUUUGAUUUAAGCACAAGUGAAUUGAUCAAUAUAAUUAAGAGUAUAUUCAUACCAAGUGAAAUCAGGGAUAACUACAUCAAUGAAAUCAUUGAAUUUAGAAACAUGAGCUAA